CCAAGGGAUGAUACCAAGGCCACGGCGCGUCAGGCUGGAGGCACGGAACUUCCAUGUCUGGCUGCGUUGGGAGCCACACCCCAGCUCACCCAGCUCUGCCACUUACGAGGUGGAGUGGAGGAACAGAACCUCAAACUGGACCAAGGCAGGUGCCUAUGGGUGGAACAGCAGAAACUCCUGGGUGUGUGAGCUGUAUUUUGACAGGAUUCAUGAUAUCUACUGGGCACGGGUGAGAAUGGUGGCCGGAGGUGAACAGUCCGAGUGGGCCAGUUCCAGUGAGCUACAGCUGUACAGAGACACAAUUGUUGGCCCCCCCAAGUUGUCCUGGCUGCUCCAGGACCAAAUCCUCAGUGUAAACAUCAUCACACCACCCACUCCCUACCAGAGAAGAACUGGUUCCUACAAGCCAGUCAACCAAGUGCUGCUGAAGCUGUGGUACUGGCUGCACCUGUACGAGGGGGACCUGCUUGUCCAGCAGGUGCCCUGCAAACGGAGCAGUAAGGAAGUGCCUUGCACCUUUGGGCACCUGAAGCCCAGCACACAGUACUGUGUCCGGACGGUGGCUGCAGACAUUGCCAGGGAGCGGAGCCGGGAGGCUGAGCAGUGCCUGGUGACUCCAGCAGGCCCUUCAGGCUUUCCAUGGGUCCUUGCUGUCCUCAGUGCCUUCUUCCUGCUGCUGCUACUAAGUGUGGCCGGGAUCUGCCUCAUGCAGCUGUAUGUCUUUCCCAGUCCUUCGGAGAUGUGCCUCCCAAAAGCACUGGCUCUCCAGAACAGUGAGCUGAGUGUGGCCAUGCAGGUGCCUCCACUCCAGCCUGAGGAGGACCCGCUGGCCCUGCUCCUGCAGACUGUGCUCCCCUCCCACAGGCCAUCCACAGCUGUGCAGGCAUCAGCCACGGUUCCACAGCUUCUGCAAGGCCUUGUCCAGGAUGUGAGUGGCUACUGUGCCAAUGGGUUUGGCCCAAACUGCACUGAGGGAAGGCACCCAUCCUGCAACCACAGUCAGCUGGGGCAUGCCUUAGGUUCCCAGGUCCCCUCACAGCUGGAGAAGGAUGGGGAGGCAGGUGAUGGGGAUGAUUUGCCAGAGCAGCAGGUGCUAGUGGGACUGGCUGGACACAGCUACCUAGCUGACAGGGACAGCCAGUUACCUGAAAUAUGGCUCCCCCUGCACCUCCAGCUUUAUUCUAAAUGCCAGUGCCCAGUCCUGGGAGCAGGCAGCCACCUUCCUCUGCCCGUGCCAAGCAGAAGCUGCAGCCAGGAGUACCGGCAGGAGAGUCUCGGCACAGGCGGGCCCUGGGUCCGGCUCAGCUCCGUGCAGCUCCCGGCCAGUACGGAGGCAGAGGGAGGGCAGCGCCUCUGUGCUCCCCGGCCCCUGCGUGGCGGCGGGACUGAACCACAACGCGGUGACGGCACCGUGCAGCGAGGCCGCUCGGAGCAGGCAGAACCGCGUCUGCCCAGCCCCUGCCAGCUGCCCCCCUCGCCCCGCAGCGUCCUGCGGGCACUCGCCCUAUCCGGCUACGAGCCCCGAGCCCCGUGCGGCAGCGAGCCACAGCGAGCCAGCUCCGGGCAGAGCCCAGGCCGCCUCCCGAGCUGUCCUAACCUGUGCUGCCGGGCUGGCCAUGGGGCUGGGGCGGGCUCCCAAGGGCAGGCAGAGGCAUAUUCCGGGCACAGCCGCCAAGGAUCCGCCAAGGACGGGCGGGACCCAGAGCUUUCAUCUGGGUGCUCCUUAGACACAGCCUAAGGAGCAUUGACCAACGCUGAACCCCCAAAACUCUUAUCUAGAGAUCUGUCUGUAUGUGUGUGUAUGGUACACUAUCUAUAGUAAUGUAACACUGAUAUAUACAUGUAUAUUUAUAAAGCUCUUUAGUGAAAAUUGUUCAGGUUUUUACUUCUCUGGAAAUAUUGAUUCUGGAGCUG
Molecule: messenger RNA, 1914 nt
Organism: Passer montanus (Eurasian tree sparrow)
Lineage: Eukaryota; Metazoa; Chordata; Aves; Passeriformes; Passeridae
Exons: 7
Coding region: 8-1738 (576 amino acids)
Molecular function (GO): protein binding
Source: RefSeq, a predicted model, not a curated record